Messenger RNA from Alnus glutinosa, 1757 nucleotides. RefSeq names its product probable serine/threonine-protein kinase PBL3. Lineage: Eukaryota; Viridiplantae; Streptophyta; Magnoliopsida; Fagales; Betulaceae. The transcript has 6 exons. Gene Ontology annotation, biological process: protein phosphorylation. Gene Ontology annotation, molecular function: protein kinase activity; ATP binding. The record is from RefSeq and is a predicted model, not a curated record. The coding region runs from base 187 to 1440 and encodes 417 amino acids.
GCGUCCCUAUCUGGCAAUCUUUGUGUGCGUUCCCAUUCGUACCAUAAAAAACCUCGUAUUUGGAGAAGAACAUGAAGCAGAGGAAGACACAGAGAGAAACCCCACAUAACACCGAAAACUUAGAGAGAGAAUCUCUGGAAAUUGUAUUGGGUCUGGUGUCGGAAACUUGUGUGUUUGUAUGUGUCUAUGGGCAAUUGCUUGGGACGUCGUUCCAAGUUAGAUAAUUCUCUGAGCUCUCAGGCGACUUCCGGAGCCACAAAAGUUACCAGUAGAAGUGGCCACUCUUCUGUUCCUUCCAGCCUGUCAGUCCCAACACAUAGUGAGGAGUAUACAUCUGGAACUCUCCCCACUCCAAGAUCUGAAGAUGACAUACUGUCAUCCCCAAAUUUGAAAGCCUUCGCAUUUAGUGAGCUUAAGAAUGCUACUCGAAACUUCCGUACUGACAGUCUCCUGGGGGAAGGAGGAUUUGGUAAUGUUUACAAAGGGUGGAUUGAUGAGCAAACCCUUGGUGCUGAAAGGCCUGGAUGUGGAAUGGUCGUUGCUGUCAAGCAGCUCAAACCUGAAGGUUUUCAGGGCCAUAAGGAGUGGUUGUCUGAAGUUAAUCAUCUUGGUCAACUUCAUCAUCCAAAUCUUGUCAAACUUAUUGGAUACUGCCUGGAAGGGAAUAACCUGCUUUUGGUAUAUGAGUAUAUGCCCAAAGGCAGCUUGGAGAAUCAUCUAUUUAGAAGGGGUGCCCAACCUCUUCCUUGGGCAAUAAGGAUCAAAGUUGCCAUAGAUGCAGCUCGUGGGCUCUCCUUCCUGCACGGCUCUGAACAACAAGUUAUCUACCGUGAUUUCAAGGCUUCUAAUAUUCUACUCGAUUCGGAAUUCAACGCAAAACUUUCGGACUUUGGUCUUGCAAAAGCAGGCCCUACUGGUGAUCGUUCUCAUGUUUCCACUCGAGUCAUGGGUACUCAAGGCUAUGCUGCUCCUGAAUAUAUCGCUACAGGUCGGCUAACUGCAAAGUGCGACGUUUACAGCUUUGGGGUUGUGUUGCUGGAACUACUUUCUGGACGCCGUGCUGUUGAUAAAACAAAAGUUGGUUUGGAGCAGAGUCUGGUGGAUUGGGUAAAACCCUAUUUAGGUGAUAGACGAAAGUUAUUUCGGAUUAUGGACACAAAGUUGGAGGGCCAGUAUCCUCAGAAAGCAGCUUAUGCAGCUGCCAUCCUUGCAUCUCAGUGUAUCAGUGAGGCAAAACGCCGGCCACAGAUGUCUGAGGUUUUAGCCAUCCUAGAACAUCUCCCAGCUGCCAAAUAUGCAAAUAGCCCAGCCUCUAGUCCUUUGUUGAAGUCCCCUCUGAGAAACACUCGCCCUCCACCUCUUAAUCUAAGCCCCAGAGGGUCCCCACUGCCAUCAUCUCAUAUGAAAUCCCCAGUUCUGAAAUCCCCGCAUGGACGAUGAGCAGGAGCUAGUGUAUUAGAUAACUGACUACCUCGAGUAAAUCCCUUCUUUUUUAGGCGCCCUUUGGUUGGUAGUUCCAUGAGGAAGUUUUGUGGGCUUCUGAUGUGACCCAAGUAUCUAGGAUAGUCUUUUAUCUUGUAGAGAAAUUUCCAUCUUCAUCAUCAUCUCCAUCAACCGAGUUUAAUUUCUAAGGAGUAUCAGCUGAGUUAGAUCUUUCACAAGUUUAAUUUCUCAUGCUUUCCUUCACUUUGAUGAGCUUUAUUUUCUUCAGUAGAAGAUUAUUGUAGCUUGAUAUGCUAUGGUUCUUCUUCUUUUUA